This is a messenger RNA of Rana temporaria (common frog), 3126 nucleotides long. RefSeq names its product AFG3 like matrix AAA peptidase subunit 2 (gene AFG3L2). The coding region runs from base 97 to 2484 and encodes 795 amino acids. NCBI's taxonomy places the organism in Eukaryota, Metazoa, Chordata, Amphibia, Anura, Ranidae. The transcript has 17 exons. Gene Ontology annotation, biological process: protein-containing complex assembly; mitochondrial protein processing. Gene Ontology annotation, cellular component: m-AAA complex; membrane. The record is from RefSeq and is a predicted model, not a curated record. Gene Ontology annotation, molecular function: metalloendopeptidase activity; ATP binding; ATP hydrolysis activity.
GUUCGGUGACGUCAUUGCUGUGUUCCUGUAGGCUCCUGUGGAGGUCGUGUUAUGUAUUCGAUGGGAGUGUGAAGUCGGUGUAGUGAGUCGGGCUUCAUGGCUCACCGGUGCCUGCAGCUGUCUGGCCUGUGCCGGCCUCUGAGCGGCGCUUUCCUCCCUCUAGUGUCUCAUAGCCGGCGCCCCGGGGUCUGCUGUGUGAGGAAGAUUCAAACUCAAGUGAAAAGAAUAAACAGGAACUCCUUACUGGCUAAUGUGAUAGCUGCAUACACAAGGUUUUGUGCCCAGCCUCCUAAAGGUUUUGAAAAAUACUUUCCAGAUAGCAAGAAUGGCAAAAAAGAAAAUGAUUCCAAAGUGAAACUGAAAGAUACUGUAGGUAGUGAAAAGCAUUCCUCUGGUGGCAGUGGGGACUUUGGAGGCGGUGGCAAAAAAGGUGGGAAGAAAGAUAAAGAUUGGUGGUCAAGGAUUUCUAAGGGGGAAAUUCCUUGGGAUGAUAAUAAUUUCCGAGCCAUUUUCCUGAGUUCUUUAGGGUUAUGGAUUGUUGCCACUUACUUCAUCUUCUAUAGGAAAACUCAAGUAGAGAUCACAUGGAAAGACUUUAUUAACAAAUACCUGUCAGAAGGCCUGGUGGAUCGCCUUCAAGUAGUGAAUAAGCGCUAUGUACGGGUUAUCCUUGCAUCUCACAAGACACCUUGGGAAGGGAAUACUGUCUGGUUUAAUAUUGGCAGUGUGGACACAUUUGAGAGAAAUUUGGAAACAGUACAGCAAGAGCUUGGAAUAGAACCAGAGAAGCGAGUACCUGUGGUGUACAAAAUUGAGGGUGAUGGAACCUUUCUUCUGAAUAUGCUUCCAACUGUCCUCAUCCUUGGCAUCCUUUACUUUAUCAUGAGAAGAGGACCUGCUGGUGCAAGAGGAGGUCGAGGUAUGGGGGGGCUCUUCUCUGUCGGAGAGACAACUGCUAAAAUACUCAAGGAUGAAAUUGACGUCAAGUUCAAGGAUGUGGCAGGAUGUGAGGAGGCAAAACUUGAGAUUAUGGAAUUUGUAAAUUUCCUUAAAAAUCCAAAACAAUAUCAAGAUCUAGGGGCAAAAAUACCAAAGGGUGCAAUUCUUACCGGUCCUCCUGGCACAGGAAAAACACUGUUGGCAAAAGCCACAGCUGGGGAAGCCAGUGUCCCGUUCAUUACAGUGAAUGGCUCAGAAUUUCUUGAGAUGUUUGUUGGUGUGGGCCCAGCACGAGUAAGGGACUUGUUUAGCAUGGCCAGAAAACAUGCUCCCUGCAUUCUCUUCAUAGAUGAGAUUGAUGCUGUUGGUCGGAAGAGAGGGCGAGGAAACUUUGGAGGUCAAAAUGAACAAGAAAACACAUUGAAUCAACUUUUGGUGGAGAUGGAUGGUUUCAAUACAACAACAAAUGUAGUUGUGUUAGCUGGAACAAACAGACCUGAUAUUUUGGAUCCAGCUUUAAUGCGACCUGGUCGGUUCGACAGGCAGAUAUAUAUUGGGCCGCCAGAUAUAAAAGGUAGAUCAUCUAUAUUUAAGGUUCACCUGCGGCCUUUGAAGUUGGAGCUUACUUUAGAUAAAGACGCCCUCUCAAGGAAAAUGGCUGCUUUAACACCAGGGUUCUCGGGCGCAGAUAUAGCAAAUGUGUGUAAUGAAGCUGCUCUUAUAGCUGCCAGACACCUUUCAGAUGCUAUAAACCAGAAACACUUUGAGCAAGCUAUCGAGAGAGUGAUAGGAGGUUUGGAAAAAAAGACUCAAGUUCUCCAGCCGGAAGAAAAGAAGACUGUGGCUUAUCAUGAGGCUGGGCAUGCUGUGGCAGGGUGGUUUCUGGAACAUGCAGAUCCUCUGUUAAAGGUUUCUAUUAUACCACGAGGAAAGGGAUUAGGCUACGCACAGUAUUUGCCUAGAGAGCAGUAUCUGUAUACAAAGGAGCAGCUUCUGGAUAGAAUGUGCAUGACACUUGGCGGCAGAGUCUCUGAGGAGAUAUUUUUUGGAAGGAUUACAACAGGAGCUCAAGAUGAUCUGAAAAAAGUGACACAGAGUGCUUAUGCCCAGGUUGUCCAAUUCGGGAUGAGUGACAAAGUGGGCCAAGUUUCUUUUGAUCUCCCUCGGCAAGGGGAAAUGGUGUUGGAGAAGCCUUACAGCGAGGCAACUGCGAGACUGAUUGACGAUGAAGUCCGUAAACUUAUUAACUUUGCUUAUGAGAGAUGUAUGACGCUCCUGAAAGAGAAGAAAUUGGAUAUUGAAAAGAUUGCUCUCCGACUCUUAGAAAAGGAGGUGCUGGAUAAAAAUGAUAUGGUUGAACUUCUGGGUAAAAGACCCUUUGCAGAAAAAUCUACAUACGAGGAGUUUGUUGAAGGUACUGGUAGCUUGGAGGAGGACACAACACUUCCUGAGGGUCUGAAGGACUGGAACAGAGAUAGAGAAAAGGAUAAAGAAGAACUAAACGAUGAACAGACUGCCCGGUACAGUGGAGGAAUGCAAUUUUGAGUGUUUUAUGACACAUUGAAAAGGGCAAAUGCUGUUUUUUAUUAUAAAAAACUUGUAACUGGACUUGUUUUCACCAAAAAUAGGCGCAUACACUUGUAUGUUAAAAACGGGAUUACCAGGAUGUUUCCACACUCCCAAUAAAGAUCCUUAAAAAAUAUGUGAGCAUGUGAUGACCUUGCCUUUCUACUAUUACAAGGUAAUGAUUGAAAAUUAACAUGGCCAUAUUGUUAAUCAAAACAAAUAUGAAAGCGCUGCAUACAAGUAUUACAAAUAGGUGUUUUAUUGCUAUUAAAUAAAAAUUAGAGCUGUGCUCUAUUCAGAUUUAGGUUUUACCCUUCAGUUUUCUGUUAUAAGAUCUUUUUAUAGAUCUGCAGCUGUUAUCAAAUACUUGUCAUUCUAGUAAAAAUAUUCAUAUUUCUUUAAUUCGCAAAGAACACAGUAAAGUUAUUUACAUUCUAGCCAUGUUAAUAGAUACUCAGUAUGGCCAAACGGGGGGAAAAAGCACUUAAUGGGUUGGUGUGAUGGAAAAUUAGAAAGUGUGGGUGUGGAUAUUGCAUCUUGUAAAUAAAUGUUACUUUCUGCUGCUGUACAAAUGUUUCUUGGAAUAAAGAUAAAAAUGAAUUUGUUAUUAUGCUGAGAGAA